GGCGGGUCGGCCGGCGUCAGUUGGCGCGCGAUCGCUGUUGUGGACGAUCGUGUGUUUCGUUUUGAGGUUAUAAAACUUGUCCCGCGUAAAUCACGCCCUAUUUUCGAAAAAGUGGUGUUACAACUUUUUAGUGUCGUUGAUAACUGUGUGCUGCUCAGUGGACGUGAUAAUUUGUCGAUUUCAAUUCAUCAGCCGGCUCUAGGAAGCCGGAUUCAAAGGACAAAAGAUGUGUUAAAUGGAUUACAAUAAUCUAGGCGCAGCCAUGUUAAUUAAUAAAGUAUUGGAGUUUUUAUGAAAAAGUUUUACUAAGAACACAAUGGAAUCACCAGUAAGAAUAUGCAUUGGUGCAGCAAUAAUCGUAAAUCUACUUUUAAUAUGCACAUCAGUGAAUGGCGGUCCUCUCUCUCAGGAGCCGAGUUCAACGACCCUUAAAGAUGAAAAAACAACAAAAUACAGUCGAGUAAACAGCACGUGGACGACGAAGAAUAAACCCAAAACACCAGACGUAGCACUAAACGAGUUACAUCCUAAAGAAUCUACAUCUGAAGAACAUACAGAAAAGAAUGCAAAAUAUAAAGAUAGAGGAAGGGUUAAAUUCCAAACACAUUUAAAAUCUACUUCAGAAAGUCCGUUACGAAGAAUAAAAUCGACAGAACCAACAAAAUAUUUCUCAUCAACAGAAAUAAUGAAACCAGAAAUUGAUAAUGAUAUGGUCAAAUAUAGAAUUAACAAUUCACCAGACGUGUCAAGUUCUACUGCUUCUAAUAUAAAUUCAGAGGAGAUGACAGAGAGCGAUGAUGUGCAAAUUAACGAUUCCCAAUUAGCUGAUGCUGAUGAAGAUAACAUGUUUGAUAGGUACACUUCUAGCAAAUUCCAUGACAGCUUCAAUCUACCAGGUUACAACGACGAAGAUAAUUACAAAGACAAAAUGUAUAGUGAAACAAAACAUGACUUCAGUAACUUUGAUAAAAUAUUAAAACAUUUUUCAAAAGACAUGUUCGAUUCUAAUGAAAACGAUAACACUCACGGAGACCCAUACAAUUCGCACAGUUAUUUCGACUUCGAAGCUGAUCUUACUACACCUAAAAAUGAUUAUUUCGAUCAAAAGUAUGCGGACAUAUCGUCUAGUAUUAUGAAUAAUCUAGCUUCUGUAAAAACUAAGGCUCCAGAAAUGAAUAAUACGAGUCCUCAAGAUAUUAUAAGAGAGAAUAUAGGGUUUGAGAAAUUAAGUAACGGAUCGCCGAACAAUAAAUCAAUGAUGAUAAUCAAAAAUACCAAAGAAAUUCGUCGCUUAGACAAUGAACAGGCCGGGACAGCUAACAGAGAGCUUUCCGACAUUCAUGGUACAAGUAUUUAUUACGAAAUGUCUGUAUUAUCAACAGAAACUUACAAUAUAAACCAUUCUGAUGAUUAUGAUUGUGAUAACGAUACGUUGCCUGUAGAAACCACUAUGAGUACUUCCUUGCAAGAAGAAGACGAGUCGUUGGCAGCAGCACAGCCUGCUAUGGUAACAGCAUCCUCUAUGCCUGUCACAGUAACGUCAAUGCCAGCAAUAGUAUUACCAAACUUCAUUCCGAACUCAUUGAAUACUAUAAUACCAAUACAAGAUUCCAACAUUCCAAUUUCAUCUCAAAACUACGUCAGUAAUACCGAAAGACCAGUCAAAGUCAGUCCAAGACAUCGUAACUAUUCGAAACGCCUUAAUUUAACAGGAAACAAAGUAUCUCCCAAUAGUGUGACACCACAAACAAUUCCGACUAUGAAUUCAGGAUGGAGGCCAGUGACUCGUAAAUUUUACUAUACAACACCAAAAAUUAAACCCAUUUGGAUGGCACCGCGACGAAACAUUAGCAAAGUUUAUAAACCGUCUUAUCCAACCACAAUAUAUGCAGAGCAUUUUAAUAUUAAAGACAAAUAUUCUACCUCACCACGUCCAAUGCCACUGCAGAAAACAAUCUUGACGACUUUACCUUCUGAUAUAGACCCGGUAUUACAAAGCGAUGUUAGUGGUGUUGAGAAAUUUGUACAUUCUCAAAUAAUAACUGACAACACAAUACCUACAUUGUCGAAAAGAGGUUCUAUGAAGUUUACAACGUCUGUACCAUUUACUGCAAAUAACACUGCAAGUGAAGAUCCAAACAAUAUUAGUGAAACCACUAAAGACGGCGCAAGUAGCCCUAUAAGCUUAACAGAUUCUUCAAAAGAAAUUGGUGCUAUAGACGAAAGUAGUACAGCUAGUAUUAGUUCUCCAAGUCAAACUCAACCUAUCAAUAAAAUUACUACAGAUGCAAAUGCAUUCAACAAAAUUAGUUCUGAAAAAUCCGUAACUCAAAGUUUAAGUGGUUCUCUUGAUCAAACAAGCACAAUAGAUGAGACUGAAGAAACAGAUUCUAUCGAUUCUCUGAGUGGAACCACAACUUUAGAAAGUGAUAGUACAGAAGAAAAAGAAGAGAUAAGCCAGAUCAGAACGAUAGUGAAUACUAGUACAACAUCAACUGAAUCGUUAGAUCAAACUGAACCUAUUAAGCAUGGUAGUACUAAAGAUAGCGGUGAAAACCCAUCGAGUAACACUGAUGUUGGAGAAGGAAGUUCUGUAAGUCUAACCGAGUCUGUAGGAACUACGUCCAUAGAAGAUACUGAUAAUACAAGUCAAACUAGUUCUGAAGGGGUAACUUCAGUAGGGGGGAUGAGUAUAAAUGACCUGGAAAUACCGCCGACGAUGACAGCAUGGGCGCUGGCGAGUUUAAGAACUCCACCAACAAUGUCGAUCAAAGUACUGAAUGGAAGUCAAUCGACUCAAAAAACUAUAGAUGAAAAUGAAUUGCAAAAAGUCAAUGAACUUCUAGACCAGAAAGAAACAACCACAUUCUCGACAACAACAUCUACAACACCUAUUGUCGCUCUUAUUAAUGAUGUUUCGAAGAAUAUUACUGAAAUCGACCAGAAUAAACUACCUUGGAAACCCAUAGUAAAUAUUAACAUAAACGAUGAUAAGGAACCAGUAACAAAAUCCGAACGAUUACCAGCAGAAAGCAAUAUAUCUGUACAAAGUAGUUUGAAGCCAGAAAAUACUACGGAACUUACUCCAACAGAAAUGCAGACAAUCACAAUGACGACCGAAACGAUAAAAAAUAAUGAAGUAAGACCUUCUUGGAUCCCUGCAAUGGUAAAUGAAACGACAGAAACGGACGAAAACGAGGACGAAAUUCAACCAGUUGAUGUGAAAAAGUCAACUGGUUUCGAAUCGAUAACGAAACUUCCUUCGGGCGUCACCACGCCCACCGACGAAAACAACGACACAGCAACUGAACAGUCUGAAGUACAGACUACUGAUUAUGAAAUAACGACAAUUAGAUUUUCAUACGUACCUACCGAACAGACAGAGACUGAAGUACCAAUUAUAAACAAAACCUGGCAUAAAAUGAUACCCACAAGAACGAACAAACCGACAACUCCUAUAACUACGUACAGACCAACGUUUUCAACUACAACCGAAGUAACCGAGGAAACCACAACGAUUGAAGAUACGAUGCCACAAUUAGAACUGUCAUCUAAGAUUAAUGAUAUCGUAACGAUUCAAUCAGAUGAAGGUACUGAACAAACAACAACUGAAGAAAUCACAACCAAUAAUCCAACAACAACUUAUCCAACGACAACAACUAAUCCAACUACAACCAUUAAUCCUACAACUAAUCCAACGACUGACUCAACAACAGAAUGCGAAGAGACGACAUUAACAACAGCAGCGUCAAUCAUACGAGUAAAGGAACCUGAAGAAAUGCCCCAGAUUGCAACAACAACAGAACCUCCGACACAAACGAAGAACGAAAGUUGUUCUGAAGAAAACAGCGACAGCAACGAGGUGAUACAAGACACAACUAAAUCUCCAACCACAACUGUUAUAACCACAACAACAAUAACAACAACAACAGAAAGAGAACCUGAAACAACUGUUGUACCAUCGACAACUGAGCAAACUACACCCGGGUACUCAGAAACAACAGUCAAACCUAAUGAAAAUAUUCCAUUCGAUCAUAAGGAGGAUACGACUACGGACAUUCCAGAAAUGACUACAAAAUCUAUAAAUGAAUUGGAAGAUUUGACGAGUUACACUGAUGAUAUGACAACGGAAGCGUCUUCGAGAGUGUACACAAAUGAAGAGACGAGUUCUGGCGCCACAAUUGCAAUAGUUGUCACCACCAUCGGUGUCAUCGCGUUGAUCCUGCUCGUCGGUCUAUUGCUGGUAGUCCGUCGUCGUGGUAGACGUGGUGUGUACGCGCAGCGCUGCACCCCAGUCUCUUUAGACGCAUACAGUCUCGACAGUGUGAGUGUCGGACACAGGAAGGGUAACCACCGGCUGUGCAGCAAGCGGAGCUAUGGUAACCCUGCAUACGAUGAUGAGGUAAGGAAAGUCUUGGUGUUCAUGGAGGUGUUGAAGUCACAAACAAAUGAAUAACCGUGAUUGAAAGGACUUUUUCUU
Molecule: messenger RNA, 4480 nt
Organism: Papilio polytes (common Mormon)
Lineage: Eukaryota; Metazoa; Arthropoda; Insecta; Lepidoptera; Papilionidae
Product: mucin-5AC-like
Exons: 6
Coding region: 317-4456 (1379 amino acids)
Source: RefSeq, a predicted model, not a curated record